AUGAUGCCCCAGAAGAAAAGGCGGAGGAAGAAGGACAUCGACUUCCUGGCCCUGUACGAAGCGGAGCUGCUGAACUACGCCUCGGAGGACGACGAGGGGGAGCUGGAACACGAGUACUACAAGGCCAGAGUGUACGAAGUGGUCACAGUCACGGGGAAUGUUCGCGGUGCAGGGACGGAUGCCAAUGUCUUCAUCACGCUUUUUGGAGAGAAUGGGCUCUCUCCCAAGCUCCAGCUCACCAGCAAGAGCGAGUCUGCCUUUGAGAAGGGCAACGUCGAUGUGUUCCGGGUGAGAACCAACAAUGUGGGCCUCAUCUACAAAGUCAGGAUUGAGCAUGACAACACGGGCUUGAAUGCCAGCUGGUACCUGGACCAUGUGAUUGUGACCGACAUGAAGAGGCCUCAUCUCCGUUACUACUUCAACUGCAACAACUGGCUGAGCAAGGUGGAAGGUGACCGCCAGUGGUGCCGUGACCUGCUGGCCAGCUUCAACCCCAUGGACAUGCCCAGAGGUAAUAAGUAUGAAGUCAAGGUAUACACUGGUGAUGUAAUUGGUGCAGGGACAGAUGCUGAUGUCUUCAUCAAUAUUUUUGGAGAGUAUGGAGACACAGGGGAGCGUAGGCUAGAAAAUGAAAAGAACAACUUUGAAAAGGGAGCUGAAGACAGGUUCAUCCUGGAUGCCCCGGAUUUGGGGCAGCUGAUGAAGAUCAAUGUUGGCCACAACAAUAAGGGGGGAUCUGCAGGUUGGUUCCUGUCCCAGAUUGUCAUUGAAGAUAUUGGGAACAAAAGAAAAUAUGACUUCCCCCUUAACCGCUGGCUGGCCUUGGACGAAGACGAUGGCAAAAUCCAAAGGGAUAUCUUAGUGGGCGGAGCUGAGACCACAGCUAUUACGUAUAUUGUCACCGUCUUCACUGGGGAUGUCCGGGGGGCUGGUACCAAAUCCAAAAUCUACUUGGUCAUGUAUGGGGCCAGAGGGAAUAAGAACAGUGGGAAAAUCUUCCUGGAGGGCGGCGUGUUUGACCGAGGCCGCACGGACAUCUUCCACAUCGAACUAGCUGUCCUCCUUAGCCCCCUGAGUCGGGUCUCCAUCGGGCAUGGCAAUGUGGGUGUCAACAGAGGCUGGUACUGUGAGAAGGUGGUGAUUCUGUGCCCCUUCACUGGCAUCCAGCAGACCUUCCCUUGCAGCAACUGGCUGGAUGAGAAGAAAGCAGAUGGGUUGAUUGAGAGGCAGCUCUAUGAGAUGGUGUCUCUCAGGAAGAAGCGGCUGAAAAAAUUCCCUUGGUCCCUGUGGGUCUGGACGACUGACCUAAAGAAAGCUGGUACCAACUCUCCCAUCUUCAUCCAGAUUUAUGGGCAGAAGGGGCGGACAGAUGAGAUUCUCCUGAAUCCCAACAACAAAUGGUUCAAACCUGGCAUAAUGGAGAAGUUUAGGAUUGAGCUCCCGGAUCUUGGCAGGUUUUAUAAGAUUCGAGUAUGGCAUGAUAAAAGGAGUUCUGGUUCUGGAUGGCAUUUAGAAAGGAUGACCCUGAUGAACACUCUGAACAAGGACAAGUACAACUUCAAUUGCAACCGCUGGCUGGAUGCCAAUGAAGAUGACAAUGAGAUAGUGAGGGAAAUGACUGCAGAAGGCCCAACAGUGCGCAGGAUCAUGGGCAUGGCCCGGUACCAUGUGACUGUGUGCACAGGUGAACUUGAAGGUGCUGGGACCGAUGCCAACGUCUAUCUCUGCCUUUUUGGUGAUGUGGGGGACACGGGGGAACGGCUGCUCUACAACUGCAGGAAUAACACAGACCUGUUUGAAAAGGGCAAUGCUGACGAGUUCACUAUCGAGUCUGUCACCAUGCGGAAUGUGAGGCGGGUGAGGAUCAGACACGAUGGCAAAGGCUCCGGCAGCGGCUGGUACCUGGACAGAGUGCUGGUGAGAGAGGAGGGGCAGCCUGAGAGCGACAACGUGGAGUUCCCAUGUCUCAGGUGGUUGGACAAGGAUAAGGACGAUGGGCAGCUGGUCCGAGAGUUGCUACCCAGUGACAGCAACGCGACACUGAAGAACUUUCGCUAUCACAUCAGCUUGAAGACUGGGGAUGUCUCUGGGGCCAGCACGGAUUCUAGAGUCUACAUCAAGCUCUAUGGGGAUAAAUCUGACACCAUCAAGCAAGUUCUUCUUGUCUCUGACAACAACCUCAAAGACUACUUUGAACGUGGCCGGGUGGACGAGUUCACCCUCGAGACCCUGAACAUUGGAAAUAUCAACCGGCUGGUGAUUGGGCACGACAGCACUGGCAUGCAUGCCAGCUGGUUCCUGGGCAGCGUUCAGAUCCGUGUGCCCCGUCAAGGCAAGCAGUACACCUUUCCCGCCAACCGCUGGCUGGACAAGAACCAGGCUGACGGGUGCCUGGAGGUGGAGCUGUAUCCCAGCGAGGUGGUGGAGAUCCAGAAAUUGGUCCACUAUGAGGUGGAGAUUUGGACAGGAGAUGUGGGUGGCGCAGGCACCAGUGCCCGAGUCUACAUGCAGAUCUAUGGAGAGAAAGGCAAGACAGAAGUGCUCUUCCUCUCCAGCCGCUCAAAAGUUUUUGAACGGGCAUCCAAGGACACAUUCCAGCUGGAGGCGGCCGACGUGGGCGAGGUCUACAAGCUCCGGCUCGGGCACACGGGCGAAGGCUUCGGGCCCAGCUGGUUUGUGGACACCGUGUGGCUGCGGCACCUGGUGGUGCGGGAGGUGGACCUCACGCCGGAGGAGGAGGCCCGGAAGAAGAAGGAGAAGGACAAGCUGCGGCAGCUGCUCAAGAAGGAGCGGCUGAAGGCCAAGCUGCAGAGGAAGAAGAAGAGGAGGAAGGGCAGCGACGAAGAGGACGAGGGGGAGGAAGAGGAGUCGUCCUCAUCAGAGGAGUCCUUGUCAGAGGAGGAGGAGGAGGAGACCGAAGAAGAGGAGGAAGAGGAGGAGUUUGGGCCAGGGAUGCAGGAGGUGAUUGAGCAGCACAAGUUCGAAGCCCACCGCUGGCUGGCCCGGGGCAAGGAGGACAACGAACUUGUUGUGGAGUUGGUGCCAGCUGGCAAGCCGGUCCUGAGCGUAAGAGGGGCGUGGGGGGGGGGAAACACCUAUGAGGUCCAGGUGGUCACUGGGAAUGUGCCCAAGGCCGGCACUGAUGCCAAUGUCUACCUAACCAUCUACGGCGAGGAGUAUGGGGACACGGGCGAACGACCCCUGAAGAAGUCAGACAAGUCCAACAAAUUUGAGCAGGGGCAGACAGACACCUUCACCAUCUAUGCCAUUGACCUGGGGGCCCUAACCAAGAUUCGGAUUCGCCAUGACAACACAGGCAACAGAGCAGGCUGGUUCCUGGACAGAAUAGAGAUUACUGACAUGAACAACGAGAUCACGUACUACUUUCCAUGCCAACGUUGGCUGGCAGUGGAGGAGGAUGAUGGCCAGCUGUCCAGGGAGCUGUUGCCAGUGGAUGAGUCCUAUGUGCUGCCACAGAGCGAGGAGGGUGGGGGAGGCGGUGACAACAACCCCCUCGACAACCUGGCCCUGGAGCAGAAAGAUAAAUCUACCACAUUCUCAGUGACCAUAAAGACUGGGAUUAAGAAGAAUGCGGGCACAGAUGCUAAUGUCUUCAUCACACUCUUUGGCACACAAGAUGACACUGGAAUGACCCUCCUGAAGUCCUCCAAGACAAACAGCGAUAAGUUUGAGAGGGACAGCAUUGAAAUCUUCACGGUGGAGACGUUGGAUCUGGGAGACCUGUGGAAAGUCCGGCUUGGCCAUGACAACACAGGCAAGGCCCCAGGCUGGUUUGUAGACUGGGUAGAGGUGGAUGCCCCAUCUCUUGGGAAGUGCAUGACGUUUCCCUGUGGCCGCUGGCUGGCCAAAAAUGAAGACGACGGGUCCAUCAUCAGAGACCUCUUCCAUGCAGAGCUUCAGACGAGACUGUACACGCCAUUUGUUCCUUACGAGAUCACCCUGUACACCAGUGAUGUCUUUGCUGCUGGGACAGAUGCCAACAUCUUCAUCAUCAUCUAUGGCUGCGAUGCCGUGUGCACCCAGCAGAAGUAUCUGUGCACCAACAAGAGAGAACAGAAGCAGUUCUUCGAGAGGAAGUCUGCCUCCCGCUUCAUUGUAGAGUUAGAAGAUGUGGGAGAAGUCAUUGAAAAAAUUCGGAUUGGCCAUAAUAACACGGGCAUGAAUCCUGGGUGGCACUGCUCUCACGUGGACAUCCGCAGGCUCCUCCCGGAUAAAGAUGGUGCAGAGACCUUGACUUUCCCAUGUGAUCGGUGGCUUGCCACCUCCGAGGAUGACAAAAAGACCAUUCGAGAACUGGUUCCGUAUGACAUCUUCACUGAGAAAUAUAUGAAAGAUGGGUCCUUACGGCAAGUCUACAAGGAAGUAGAAGAGCCUCUGGACAUUGUGCUGUACUCGGUGCAGAUCUUCACAGGGAACAUUCCUGGGGCAGGGACGGAUGCCAAGGUAUACAUCACCAUCUAUGGAGACCUCGGGGACACUGGGGAGCGAUACCUUGGCAAGUCAGAGAACCGGACCAACAAGUUCGAGAGAGGAACGGCUGACACCUUCAUCAUCGAGGCCGCUGACCUAGGCGUCAUCUACAAGAUCAAGCUCCGCCAUGACAACUCCAAGUGGUGCGCAGACUGGUACGUGGAGAAGGUGGAGAUCUGGAAUGACACCAAUGAGGAUGAGUUCCUGUUCCUAUGUGGGCGCUGGCUGUCCCUGAAGAAGGAGGAUGGGCGACUCGAGAGGCUUUUUUACGAGAAGGAGUACACUGGGGACCGCAGCAGCAACUGCAGCAGCCCGGCUGACUUCUGGGAGAUCGCCCUGAGCUCCAAGAUGGCCGAUGUCGACAUCAGCACAGUGACCGGGCCCAUGGCUGACUACGUUCAGGAGGGCCCAAUUAUUCCCUACUAUGUGUCGGUCACCACUGGGAAGCACAAGGACGCGGCCACUGACAGCCGAGCCUUCAUCUUCCUCAUCGGGGAGGGUGAAGAACGUAGUAAGCGCAUCUGGUUGGACUACCCCCGAGGGAAGAGGGGCUUCAGCCGUGGCUCUGUGGAGGAGUUCUACGUCGCAGGCUUGGAUGUGGGCAUCAUCAAGAAAAUAGAGGUUCUCUAUGAAAUGACGGUGUGGACAGGGGAUGUGGUUGGUGGGGGCACUGACUCCAACAUCUUCAUGACCCUCUACGGCAUCAACGGGAGCACGGAGGAGAUGCAGCUGGACAAAAAGAAAGCCAGGUUUGAGCGGGAGCAGAAUGACACCUUCAUCAUGGAGAUCCUAGACAUUGCUCCAUUCACCAAGAUGCGGAUCCGGAUUGAUGGCCUGGGCAGUCGGCCGGAAUGGUUCCUGGAGAGGAUCCUGCUGAAGAACAUGAACACUGGAGACCUGACCAUGUUCUACUAUGGAGACUGGCUGUCCCAGCGGAAGGGCAAGAAGACCCUGGUGUGUGAAAUGUGUGCCGUUAUCGAUGAGGAAGAAAUGAUGGAGUGGACCUCCUACACCGUCACAGUUAAGACCAGCGACAUCCUUGGAGCAGGCACUGAUGCCAGCGUGUUCAUCAUCAUCUUCGGGGAGAAUGGGGAUAGUGGGACACUGGCCCUGAAGCAGUCGGCAAACUGGAACAAGUUUGAGCGGAACAACACGGACACGUUCAACUUCCCUGACAUGCUGAGCUUGGGCCACCUCUGCAAGCUGAGAGUCUGGCACGACAACAAAGGGAUAUUUCCUGGCUGGCAUCUGAGCUAUGUCGACGUGAAGGACAACUCCCGCGACGAGACCUUCCGCUUCCAGUGCGACUGCUGGCUCUCCAAGAGUGAGGGCGACGGGCAGACGGUCCGCGACUUUGCCUGUGCCAACAACAAGAUCCAUGAUGAGCUGGAAGAGACCACCUACGAGAUCGUCAUAGAAACGGGCAAUGGAGGCGAAACCAGGGAGAACGUCUGGCUCAUCCUGGAGGGCAGGAAGAACCGAUCCAAAGAGUUUCUCGUGGAAAAUUCUUCUAGGCAGCGGGCCUUUAGGAAGGGGACCACAGACACGUUUGAGUUUGACAGCAUCUACUUGGGGGACAUUGCCUCCCUCUGUGUGGGCCACCUGGCCAGGGAAGACCGGUUCAUCCCCAAGAGGGAACUUGUCUGGCAUGUCAAGACCAUCACCAUCACCGAGAUGGAGUAUGGCAAUGUGUACUUCUUUAACUGCGACUGCCUCAUCCCCCUCAAGAGGAAGAGGAAGUACUUCAAGGUAUUCGAGGUUACCAAGACGACAGAGAGCUUUGCCAGCAAGGUCCAGAGCCUGGUGCCCGUCAAGUACGAAGUCAUCGUGACAACAGGCUAUGAGCCAGGGGCAGGCACGGACGCCAACGUCUUCGUGACCAUCUUUGGGGCCAACGGAGACACAGGCAAGCGGGAGCUGAAGCAGAAAUUGCGCAACCUCUUCGAGCGGGGCAGCACAGACCGCUUCUUCCUGGAGACGCUGGAGCUGGGCGAGCUGCGCAAGGUGCGCCUGGAGCACGACAGCAGUGGUUACUGCUCAGGCUGGCUGGUGGAGAAGGUGGAGGUCACCAAUACCAGCACCGGCGUGGCCACCAUCUUCAACUGCGGCAGGUGGCUGGACAAGAAGCGGGGGGAUGGACUCACCUGGAGAGACCUCUUCCCUUCUGUCUGA
Molecule: messenger RNA, 6663 nt
Organism: Nomascus leucogenys (northern white-cheeked gibbon)
Lineage: Eukaryota; Metazoa; Chordata; Mammalia; Primates; Hylobatidae
Source: RefSeq, a predicted model, not a curated record